GACUUUUGGCCUCGAUAUAUCGAUUGUCCAUAUCCGGUCGUGGAUCCUUUCUGCCCUGUGGCCUGUGAACGACGCCUCAACCAAGCUCUUUUUGUGCCGUACCUCGCCUUUUUUUUUUCGGCUUGAACUCGACUUCAUCUGUGCCACCCCCUCUCUCCCUCACUCGGUGUCAUUCAUCCGUACCACACGUCGUCCUCGCUAAAGUAACGACGGGGUCGUGUGCAAUCCAAUGGAAUCGUCGCAGCCUGCCCCUAUUCGGCCCACCUCCACCAAUGUACCCCACUCGCACGCCCACACCCGGUCCCUUUCGCCCACGGGCGGCGACGGUCACGGCUUUGACAGCAUGCUAGACGAGGACGACAACGACGUCUUUUCCAACCCAGACACGGCCGAGCUCGAAUCGUCGAGGAGUGACGCUACGGGCGCCACGAGCCCUGCCCCCAACUCGCCGGGUCCGAGCAGCCCCUCGAGCCGGGCAGGAAUCGUCUACCACCCGUCGCACAACAUGGCCGCGACGACGGCAGCGACCAAUGUGCUCCCGCCGUCUUCAGACCACUUUGCGACGCUCAAGCAGACGAGCCAUGACUCGACCCAGACGAGGCAGGGUGCGCCCAUGCUUACUCUGGGCAGUCUUCCUCCUGCACGCUUCGAGCAGCCGGGACAGCCGCAGGGCCAGGCGCCAGUGCAGACGCCAAGAGCAACGACGACUACGACCACGGCCGCACCCAGGCCGCAGUUUGGCCGGACAGUCUCUGCAUCGGGCCUCCCGCAUCGCCUUGGCUCGCACACUGCUUCGACGAUGGCCCCCUCUUCGUCGCCUCGCAUCCAUGGCCACAGCGCCUCGCACAGCGCCUCUCAGGUCAGUCUCUCGCUCAGCGGCCAACUUCCCUCUGCGCACGGGCUGCCGUCGGACCCCAAGGAGGCCAUGACGAUGUCCAAGCUCUUUGCCCAUCCGCCGGCCCAGAGCCCAGCCGAGGAGCUGUCUGGUUUUCUCCUUGCUCCCCAAGGCGGCACCCACAUGCGCUCUUCUUUCUCGGCAGCUGGCUCCAGCUCCACGGCCACGACGCCCCUCGUCGGACAGCACGGCCACCAGUUCAGCAUGACUCCAUCCUCGUCGCGCUUCCUCUCGCGGACGCGACCGUCGUCGCCGGACCGCCUUGCUGUCACGUCCUCACCAUCCCGCUCUCGCAGCGUUGUGGGCGUCUCUGGCCUCCUCCCCGGGCUUCCAGGCUUCUCGCCACGGCCACCCACCGCCUCCGACGCAGACACGGCGAUGGAGACGGGAAGCAGCAUCUUUGAGCGCGACAUUGAGCAUCGCGACUCGCACCACGUCAUGAGCAAGCAGGAGGCCGUCGACGUCGCCAUUCCCAGUGUUCUUGACGACGCCGUCGAGGCCAUCACUUCCGACGAGGCCGAUCAGCUCGAGAUUGUCGCACCGCAUGCAUCGCCGCCACCGCUCGCGCUGAGUGCGCAGGCCCUGUCUGCGCAUAGCCAUGUUCAGGCCACCCAGGCCUCAUCGGCCAGCUCACCGAUCAGCUCGCCAUCGCCCCCGCUCUCGAGCGCAGGCGGCGUCGAACCACCACCGGGCUCCAUGGCAGCACAGAUUGCCGAGAGGCUCGCACCAAACAGUAGGACUACUACUACUACUGCUGCUGCUGCUGCUGCUGCCGCCGCCGCCGCCGCUGCCGGCGCUUCGAGCAAUGACGAGCAGGCCGUGCACCGGAUCCACCACCGUCGGCCCAAUUCUGACGUCAGUAUUAGCUCGAGCUCCUCGAUGCGCUCCAGACCACAGCACUCGACGACGAUUGGCGUCCAGCAGGUCUUGGACCAGAGCCCUAGCCCGCCGAUGCAGCCCAAUCGCAUCGUGGGCACCUCGGUCUUCUCCUCGCCCUCCGCCGGUCUGACGGGCCACGCUCACACCAAGUCGACGUCCUCUUCGGUGGGACCUGGAGCGGCGCCCAAGUCAGGCUCAGGCUCCCACACCAACCUGGCCAGCCUCGGCGCUACUUCUGGCGCACCUGUGAGCCACUUGCCCAAGGCAGUUCUCCCUACGGCGACGCAGCUGCCAUCGCUGCCCAUGCCCAAUCCGUUCCGACCCAGCUCGCCAGGCCUGGGGCCCCAGUCGAUGUUCGGAAACGACCCUGCUGGCGUCUCGGCUGUCCCAAGCCUGAGCAUGGACGGAGCGGUGAUGCCGAGCAGCGAGAGCGCAACCAAGGAUGCCAGUCUGGCUGGUCUGGCCGAUGCCAUUACAAGCCAACCGGCUAGCCGGACCGGCUCCUUUGCCGCGACGCACACAAAGGGACUUGGCCUCGAUGACGGUGUCGGCCUCCAGCACCUGACGGCCUCGAUUGCCGCCGCGUCCAUCAACGAGCCGAGUCCGUACGGGACGCGAAGCCCCAGGAGCCCCCAGAGCUCCAUGGCAGCCUCGCCCAAAUCGCCUGCGAGCCCCCUGAUCGAGCGCAAAAGUCGAGGCUCGAUCGCCCAGCACAGCUCGCUGUCACCUUCGUCGGCUACCAUGCCGUCGACGGCUGUGCCUGAAGCUGCUUACGACACGAGCAGCGUGAACGCCAGUCCUAGCCUGAGCAAGAAGAGGCUCAGCUUCUUCAGCUACGCUGACAUCAUUAACAAAACGCCUGCCGAGGUCAUCGACUUUGACGCAGCCACUCGCGGUGCUGGUGCUCCACACCAUGCCGCUGCAGCUGUCCCCAUCGCGACAGAGUCGGCUGGCAGUGCAUCAAUCAUGGCUCGAAGCCAGAGCGCGGGACCGCGCAGCCAAUAAAUCGCACAACACAUACAAACGGGUAUCUCUUGUAGCAACGGGUCAUCAUCAUCUCUUCUCACCUUGUUCCAUCUUCUCUGCUCUGCUUUCCUCCACCCCUCCAUUUCUUCGAUUGGGUCAUCAUUCACUUUAAAGACAUAUAGCUAGUCAUGGAUCUCUCUCUCUCUUUUGUCUUUCGCGGUCUCUCAAGAACAAUUUCUUUUACAAUGGCUUCCCUCGCUUCACGGUAGAAUACCUACUCGCUGUCUUAUAUAUUUCUUGUCUGUCUUUUCCUUUCCUCACUGACACCUAAUUUCAUUGUCAUUGUUCCUUU
Acaromyces ingoldii is the source of this 3092-nucleotide messenger RNA. RefSeq lists its product as hypothetical. The record is from RefSeq and is a predicted model, not a curated record. NCBI's taxonomy places the organism in Eukaryota, Fungi, Basidiomycota, Exobasidiomycetes, Exobasidiales, Cryptobasidiaceae. The transcript has a single exon. Bases 230 to 2779 code for a protein of 849 amino acids.